AUGGGUACAGGUGCUAGUGCUGAGGCAAAACACUCCCGUGAACUAGAGAAGAAGCUGAAGGAAGAUGCUGAGAAGGAUGCCAGGACGGUCAAGCUACUGCUUCUUGGGGCUGGAGAGUCAGGCAAAAGCACCAUUGUCAAGCAAAUGAAAAUUAUCCAUCAGGAUGGUUACUCCUUAGAGGAGUGCUUGGACUUCAUCUCCAUAAUCUACAGCAACACUUUGCAGUCCAUGCUGACCAUUGUGAGGGCCAUGGACACUCUCCACAUCCAAUAUGGAGACCCAGCUAGAAAGGAUGAUUCCCACAAACUGCUGCACUUCGCAGACACCUAUGAAGAGGGCACCAUGCCUCCGGAGAUGUCUGACAUCAUCUGCCGCCUCUGGAAGGACACGGGCAUCCAGGCUUGUUUUGAGAAAGCCUCAGAAUACCAGCUGAAUGACUCAGCUAGCUAUUAUCUGAGUGACCUACCACGGCUGGUGACACCUGGAUACAUCCCUACAGAGCAGGAUGUUCUACGCUCCAGGGUCAAGACUAUGGGCAUCGUGGAAACUCAGUUUUCCUUCAAGGAUCUCAAUUUCAGGAUGUUUGACGUGGGGGGCCAGCGCUCAGAACGUAAGAAGUGGAUUCACUGUUUCGAGGGAGUCACCUGCAUCAUCUUCAUCGCUGCCCUCAGCGCUUACGACAUGGUCCUCGUGGAGGAUGAUCAAGUGAAUCGCAUGCAUGAGAGUCUGCACCUGUUCAACAGCAUCUGUGAUCACCGGUACUUUGCUACCACGUCCAUUGUUCUUUUCCUCAAUAAGAAAGAUGUUUUCCAAGAAAAGAUCAAGAAGGCUCAUCUCAGCAUCUGCUUUCCUGAUUAUGAUGGGCCCAAUACGCAUGAGGAUGCAGGUGCCUACAUCAAGAGCCAGUUCCUGGAGCUGAACACGAGGUGGGAUGUCAAGGAAAUCUACUCACACAUGACCUGCGCAACAGACACACAGAAUGUCAAGUUUGUCUUUGAUGCAGUCACUGACAUCAUCAUCAAAGAGAACCUCAAGGAUUGCGGCCUCUUCUGA
Molecule: messenger RNA, 1053 nt
Organism: Euleptes europaea (tarantolino)
Lineage: Eukaryota; Metazoa; Chordata; Lepidosauria; Squamata; Sphaerodactylidae
Gene: GNAT1
Product: G protein subunit alpha transducin 1
Exons: 8
Coding region: 1-1053 (350 amino acids)
Biological process (GO): adenylate cyclase-modulating G protein-coupled receptor signaling pathway
Cellular component (GO): heterotrimeric G-protein complex
Molecular function (GO): GTP binding; G protein-coupled receptor binding; G-protein beta/gamma-subunit complex binding
Source: RefSeq, a predicted model, not a curated record